This is a messenger RNA of Racocetra persica, 570 nucleotides long. The record is from the annotation of a GenBank genome assembly. Lineage: Eukaryota; Fungi; Glomeromycota; Glomeromycetes; Diversisporales; Gigasporaceae.
AUGCCGGAUCAUUCUGCUGUCGGAGAAUUGGCUAUCAAUUUGGGAUCUGCUGACAAUAUUUCUUCUGCGGACAAACGAAAAAAUUCAAAGAUUGCUAGAAAAGAAGACAACGAGGAAAGUACUAAUCAAAAAAAGCAGAAAGUUGAACAUGUAAUCAGUGGAAAAUCGGAUAUAAUUGUUAGUUUAAAUCAUCAAUGGGUUUUACCUAUCAUAGAAAGGGAGAAAACCUACGAGUUUCGAAAAUGGAAAGUUGAUACUGAAACUAAAAGAAUGUGGAUAUAUGUCAACCGCCCUGUUUCCAAAUUAAUGUACAUUUUUGAAAUUGAUCAUCCAGUAAAAUAUCCUAAUCAAAUCCCCGAAGAUAACGUACAUAAUAAGUUAUUCAACCAAGGAAAAAAGGCUGCAUUUGCUUACCGAAUUAAACAUUUGUAUAAACUAGAUUCGCCAGUUGAUGCAAAAACGUUAAGAAGGGAUUAUUGUAUUCAUCCUCCUCAAAAAUUUACUUAUGUUAGUCGUUAUCCACAAUUAGCAAAAGACAUAAUUAUUAGUGAACAAACUAAAUUAUAUUAG